AAUAUAUGGAGAAGAAAACUUGCCUGAGAAGCACCUUCUCACCAACCUUUCAAAAAGGAAAUUAGUCCUGAAAUAAUAUAUCAUUUUGUCUUAGGAAAUAAAAUCAGAUUUUACAACAACAUCAGAAAACAAAAAUGGAUGUGGCCAAGAAAUGUUGUUGGUCUUUUGGUUGUUUUUAACUGAUGUUGAAAUUAAAACAAAUGCAGCCACAUCAUUUUUGGAACAAUUGUUGCUCUCUAGCACAAGGGCAAACAUAUUACUAAACACUUGGAGCCUGCUGAAGACGUUAUGUAAGAAAAUUAGAUAUCUACAAGCCAGCUAAAGCAUGAAAAGGAAAACAGACAACCUAAGAGAAAUUGAAUGAUUUUGAAUGCUUAAAAGAUUUCAGAAGUUUUGGAAAGGAUCUUACUUUUUACAUCUCUGUGAUUGCAUAUCAAGGAAUCCUGGCAGCACAGUGGUUAAAGUGCUUGGCUGCUAACCAAAAGAUUGGCAGUUUGACCUCACCAGCUGCCUGCAGGAGGAAGUUGAGGCAGUGUGCUUCCAUAAAGAGUCCAGCCUUGGAAACCUUAUGGGGCGAUUCUGCCCUGUCCUAUAUGGUUGCUAUGAGUUGGGAUCAACUCCACGGCAAUGGAUUUUUGAGAUUGCACGUCAAUGUAUAACCCAGAUAGUUUAUUUCUUAAAUUGGUUGUUGGUUAGCAUUCUUUAUUUGAAUCUACGUGAGUCACCUAGUUUAUCUUAAGUGUAGCAAUACAAUGGUAAAUUUUAAAAUGUAUAUUGAGUCGGAAUCGACUUGAUGGCACUGGGUUAGGUAGACAUAUUGCUUGAUAAAUUCAAGUUUAACCAAAGGAACUAGACCUCAGACUCUCUAGAGAAGUGAUUUAUUAAUCCACUCAGCACUUACUGAGCAUCUGCUCUUUGUAAGGGCUUUAGGAAAGAUGUAGUUCUUGUCCUGGAAAGCUUACAUUCCAGUCCAAGCCAAACCCAAACCCGUUGCCGUAGAGUCAAUUCUGACCCACAGCAACCCUGUAGGACAGAGUGGAACUGCCCCAUAGGGUUUCCAAGGAGCAGCUGGUGGAUUUGAACUGGCAACCUUUUGGUUAGCAACAGAGCUCUUUACCACUUAGCCACCGGGGCGCCUAUAUUCCAAUAGGGAAAUAAUACAUAGAGUCAAAUAAUAAUAAAAUUCUGGCAGGGGGGAGGUAGAUAUUAUAAGAGAUGCUGAGAGCUAGCAGAGUUAAAAGAGAUAGAUUUCUUCCAACUGGUCUAGGCCUUAAGUAGGGGUUGAAUUUUGCCAGGAGAAAAUGGACUGGGAAAAUAUUUCAGACAGAGGGAACAGCAUGAGCAAAUGUUUGGAGAAGAAAAGUUCAGAGCAUAUUUGAAAAUAGUGACCAGGUAUGUCUUGAGUGGUUUCCUUAAGGGGUAUAAGCAGCUGAACUGGAGAGGUAAAUUGGGGUUAAUCUUUGGAGAGUCUUAAGUGUCAUACUAAAAGGAUUAAGAAUCAUUUAAGAGGUGUUGUAGUUGUUAGCUGCCAUCAAAUUGGGCCCCCAACUUAGGGCAACCCAGUGCACAACAGAACAAAACAGUACCCAAUCCUAUGCCUCCUCAUGACCAGUUGGAGAUCGGACCCGUGUGAUCCACAGGGCUUGUAUUAGCUGGUUUACGGAAGGAGAUUGCCAGACCCCUUUUCCUGGUCCUUCUCUGUCCGGAAGCUCUGUUCAGCAUUACAGCAACACAUAAGCCUCCACUGACAGACAUGUGGUGGCUGCGCUUGAGGUUCUUUGGCCAGGGAUCAAACCCAGGUCUGCCACGUGAAAGGCGGGAAUUGUACCACUGAAACUCCACUGCCCUCUGUUUAAGAGGUAGUUGGAAGCUACUGAAGUUUUUGAGCAGAGGAUUGAGUGACCAGAUCACGAUCACAGCAGGAAAUUCAGUCCAAUAGUGAAACGUAUGCAUUGGGAAUAGGGUAAAUGGAGGCAGAAAGAUCAUUUUGAAGAUUAUUAUAGUAGCACAGAUGACUAUGGUCGACUGAUUAAAGAGACAUGGCUGGGCAAUCAGCAGAUUUGGUUAGGGGAAGGAGAGAGGAAGGAGUAAAAGAUGACUCAUGUUUUGAAUCUGAUUCAUAAAGAGAAUAAUAACAUCAUUAACAAAAGGAGCCAGGAGGAGGAGAAUGGCAUUAGGUUUUCAGCAUGUCAACAUGUUGAUUAAGAUGGUAAUACUAAUAAUUAUUGAGCAAUUAUUACAGUAAAACCUGUGAAAGCCAGAACCUGUGUAAGGCAGAAACCUGUCAGGGAAAACGUCAAAACAUUUUCCACUAAAACAAGCGAUAGAAAAGUGGUAAGACUGUACCCUGUCAAAGACAGAAAACUUGUGAGACCCAGAAAACAAGGCAGUCCUGUUGAGUUCCGGUUCUCACAGCUUUCACUGUAUGUGUUUGAUCUCAUUUAUUCCUCAGAGCAACCUCAGAGCUUUUAAACCACUGCCCAAGUUUCAAUAGCCCAUCAGUGGUGGAGUCAGGAUCCAGUACCCAGGGGUGUAAUUCCAGAGCCCAAUUUAUUAAGCCCUAAUAGAAAGCUUGUGUUUAAUGGGGUUGGAAGGGAGGGGCGGUGGAGUAGGAGACGAGGAGAGACAAAUGGAAUAAGAGGAGGAUGAGCAAUCAGGGGUUUGGAGGAUUCACAAGCAAGAUAACAGAGAGCCAAAGACUUUUCAGAAAAUUGAAGGUAGGUGUUUCAGAAAAGUUAGAGUAGGAGGGGAUCUAAGAAAAAGCAUUUAGAUUUGACAGCCAAAAGAGCACUGAUGAUCUCAAAAAGCAGUUUUAGAAGAGUAAUGAGGUCAAAAGUCUGUUGGCAUAGGGUGGAGGAGUAAGUAACAUUCAGGCAGCUGAAGUAGCCUUUGGGGAAGUUUGUCAGUGGAAGGAGGAGGGAAAUAGCUCUGCAGUGCCAGAGGGUAGGACUGUCUUGAAGGUAGAAAAAGUAGGUAGAAAGGCAGAGAUUUAAGAUAUAGGGGAGAUCAGACUUUUUCUAGAAGAAGCAGGAAAUGAUGCGAUCAAAUACAUAGACGAGAGACUUGAGUCCUGCCAGUGAGGACACUUGCCCCUAGACAAGAAAGAAGUCAAAAAGAUUGAGGUGCGAUUGAAGGUUGGGGGAUUUAAGUAGCACAAUAAAGACUAAAAGGCCUGGCUCACAUUUGAUGAUGUUGACUUUCUGGAUAAAUGAGGAUGUGAAGUAAUUAGUGACUGUGAGAGGUUCAGGUUUGUGGCAUGGGAGAAGAUUUUCAACAGUUGCUGAGGGUAUUCUGUGAAAAGUCAAAGAUAACAAAAAAUGUUGCUACACAGUAUUGCAAUUCAGGCACAAAUUUUUAGUGUAACUAGUUGUCAGGGUUAUAUGACAAUCUUUUGCAAUAUUUAGCAGCCUGGCAGUAGGGAAACCAACUGAUGCUAGUGAACCCAUUUUAGAAAUAACUAAUUGCUGAGGAAAGCCAGGAAUCUGCCUUUCAAAGCUGCAUUGCAGGUUUGGGUGCGGGUUAUCAUCUGCAGGCAUUGAAAAAGAGUGGAGGCUAAAUAGGGAACUAAGUGAAAAGGUGGAGGAAUUGGGGAGGCGGAAGUAUUAGCGGUUACGACUGAUACAUAUUAGCAGGUUUAGUGAGGAGGAAAUGUAGUAGAAGAAGAGAAUAUCAGAUUUUGAGAAGUUGAGAGUUGGCAGAGUUAUGAAAUGGUGCUCCUGACUACCUGACUGAGGUAUUGAUGCAAGGAUGUUAGAAACAGAAAUCAUAAAGGUCUUCAAAUGGCCAAGGGCUCUGGCAGUGAGUGGAGUAGAGAGAAAGAACUGUAAUCCAGGUAUAGAUUUAUAAAAGAUUGCUAGGUAAUGUCCAGAAAAUAGAUCAAAAAAGGAUAGUUUGUUAUAAAUAAAUAAUAGAAACUUGAAAAGGCAUGAAAUUAUUGAGUUAUAGUGGUAGGUGAUUUUUAAAAAGUAACCAUUAAUAUUGUAAGUAUGUAAUAUGGUAUGUUAGAGGAAUGUUGAUGGGAAGACUUAAUUUAUCAAGAAAUAUAUAUGAAAUCAGAUGUUAAAAUUUGACUGUUCCUAUUCACCUGCAUUGUACCUCUAUUAUUUAUUGAAUAUAAAUUAUAGUUCAAUUUAAUGUAUGUUUUGUAAUACUGGGUCCUUAAUUGUUGAUCAUUUUCUUUUAUGUCUACUUUAGCCAUAUAGUAUCGACAUGUUCACAAAAUUCAGAAAAGAGAAAACAUUUCUGUUAAUGGAAUCUUAGCUAUUUUUAAAAACAGUUGUAUCUUAGAAUAAUUUUUUUUAAUUUAUAUAAAAUAGAAUCAGCACUAUGAUGUAUAGCAAAGAGUUUCAGGAAUAGGUAUGAGAAGACCUGAGUCCAGUUUCUGUUCUGCCACUAACUUUCCGUGUGAAUUUGAACAAAUUACUUAAUUUUUCUAGUAUCAUGUUUACUCAUCACUAAAGUAGAUAUGUUACAAUAUAUAAUUAUAAUAUAGUAUACAAUCUAUGGAUUGCUAUUAUAAGUAAUCUAAUAGUUAUGUGCUAAGCAAGAUGUAAAGGCAUUUUGAAAAACAAAAGGCUUAGGCAAAUAUGUAGAACUAAGUUAUUGCUACUGGAGAAUCAAAUUAGGGUUUCUAAAUCUAGAAUUAAAGAAAAAAUAUACUAACAGGUUCAAUUUAAAUAAGUUUUUUAACUUAGAUCAGCUGUUGAUUUAAAAGGCUGAUUUUAGUUAUCGAUAUUCUAUCAUAUUAAGUUUCAGGAUGACUAAUCCUUUUUCAAAAAUAUGACAGGAUUUAGUCAAGUGAUAAAAAAAAAUUUAUUAGCAGAUAUAACAAAGGAAAGUAGGCCUCUCACAGUGGGACUUGGUAUUCUAAAUUCAGAAUUGAGUGGUCUGUAAAAACUUUGGGGAAAAAACACAGGGAGGAACCUAAAAGCCUUCACUGUUGCUGGACGUCAUGGACUCUCUGGGUCUGUAUAAAUGCUCUGGGCUGUGUUGUAACUCUGUAACACUCCUAAUGUUUAAAAAAAAAAUCUUAUUUAAAUAUAUUUCUACUUAUUGUUCUUGCAGUAUAUGAAAUAUACGGAUUAGCAAUUAUGUUCCUAAAAAUAACACUUUAGUAUUCAAUCCUUAAGGAGAAACUGUAAGGGAAAGCUAAAUAAUUAACAGGCAUUUAGCCUUUAUGGAAAAAUUGAUUUGAUUUUAUUAUAAAAAUAAAUAAAUAAUAAGCUACAGAUUCUUUUGACCUCCUUGAAGGAAACUGACUAUGUAAAUAAACACACUGAAUUUAUAAGAAUGAAAUACAGAAAUAAUAAGUUAAAAUAACUUCUGUGCAAAUACCUGAACCUAUGCAAAUAGAUACUUGAAACCCUUAGGAACUUGAGCAGAGUCUUAGGGCACGUAUUCUCCCCAGAAACGGGAGCGACGUGCCUUGGGUGAUGUCACCAAUGACUAGGAACCACCGCAGUGUAAACAAACAUCAGCAGGAAAUAAAUGUGGGUAGGGCAAGGGUCAAGAAGCACGCCUUCCUUCUAGAAAAGUAUCGUGCCUUCCAAAGCUAGUGUGUGUGUUUUUGUUCUAAGAGAAGAAGGGGACGGAACUUAGUUCUUGCCUUGUGCCCCAGAAACCUUCAGUGUCAGAGGCACUGUCUUUCCUUGACAAACGGAUUUCCUUUGCUGGCAGUCUAAGCAGUGUUGAGAAGUAAGGGGCUCUUCACUCUUGCUGCUGUUAUUGGCUGUUUUUCCCAGACUGACAAGCCUGUCUGUGGAACUGCUUGGAGUGAAGUUUCGAGUUACCAGAACUAGGCAAGCCCACUGAGGAGCCGGAGCAGGAGGAGGAGGUGCGCCCGUAGCACUGCAGCAGCUGCUCCUCUGAUUGGCUGAGUUGUUCAGCUGCUUCCCUGGAACAAAAGGUCAAAGUGGACUGCAGUGUAAAUGUAGAGAGACAGCCAAUAAAAUAGCAUUGCUUGAAGAAGUUUGGAAGCUGAGAGCAGCAGUAUACUGGCUAACUGCAGGGCAAGUUGCUCCUCCGACUGUGAGGCGCAGCCUCCCACCCCAAGCCCGGUUCAGCCACUGUACGAAGGCAUUCGCUGUGCAGACAACCAAAUUUGUCGUGGAAGAGACAGUCGUGAAAUUCUCUUGUGUAUUUGCAUACAAGAAUGGCUUGUGAAAUCAUGCCUCUGCAAAGUUCAGAGGACGAUGAAAGACCUAUAUCACCAUUCUAUUUGAGUGCUCAUGUGUCACAAGUCAGCAGUGUUUCAACAACUGGAGAACUCUUAGAAAGAACCAUCCGGUCAGCUGUAGAACAGCAUCUCUUUGAUGUUAAUAGCUCAGGAGGUCAAAGUUCAGAGGACUCAGCACCUGGAACAUCAUCUGCACCUUCUACAGCAUCUAGCAGGCAGCGACGACGCCAGUCCAGGGAACAGGAGGAAAUUCGACGAGCUAGAGACAUGGGACUUGUCAACAAAGAAAAUAUUCCUUCUGGAUUCAAUGACCUUGAUGACUGUGUUUUGAAUGCUCAAGAAGUCGAGAAAUUACAUGAAAAUUGUUCUGGUUAUAGUGGUGAAAGGAGCAAACCUAAACGUCAGAAAUCCAGUACGAAACUUUCUGAGCUCAAUGAAAAUCAAGAUGGUCUUGUGAAUAUGGAAAGUCUCAAUUCCACACGAUCUCAUGAGAGGACUGGACCUGAUGAUAUUGAACUGAUGUCUGAUGAAAGCAAAGAACAUGAAAAAGAUGGGGGACAUGCCCAGCAUUCUGAGAGCUCCACAAUGAAGAUUCAGGAGCAUCCCAGCAUACCUGACGCCAAGCUGCAGAGGAAUCAAGACACUGAUGACCAGCAGGAGAGCUUUGUCUCCGAAGUGCCCCAGUUGGACCUGACUGCAUUGUGUGAUGAGAAGAGCUGGGAAGAACCCGUCCCUACUUUCUCCACAUGGCAGCGGGAGAGCGUAGACUCUGACGAAGCCCGCCUCUCCCCGCAGGCGGGGCGCCUGAUUCGUCAGCUUCUGGAUGAAGACAGCGACCCCAUGCUCUCUCCGCGGUUCUACGCUUAUGGGCAGAGUAGGCAGUACUUGGAUGACACAGAAGUGCCUCCGUCUCCACCAAAUGCCCAUUCUUUCAUGAGGCGACGGAGCUCCUCUCUGGGGUCCUACGAUGAUGAGCAAGAAGACCUGACACCUGCUCAGCUCACGCGGAGGAUUCAGAGCCUUAAAAAGAAGAUUAGAAAGUUUGAAGAAAGAUUUGAAGAAGAGAGGAAGUACAGACCUUCCCACAGUGACAAAGCAGCCAAUCCAGAGGUCCUGAAAUGGACAAAUGACCUUGCCAGAUUCCGGAAACAGCUUAAAGAGUCAAAACUGAAGAUAUCUGAAGAGGACCUUACCCCCAGGAUGCGGCAGCGGAGCAACACACUCCCCAAGAGUUUCGGUUCCCAGCUUGAGAAAGAUGAGGAGAAGAAGCAAGAACUGGUAGAAAAAGCAAUCAAGCCUAGUGUCGAAGCCACGCUGGAAUCCAUCCAGAGAAAGCUUCAGGAGAAGCGGGCAGAAACCAGCCGUCCAGAGGACAUUAAGGAUAUGACCAAAGACCAGAUUGCUAAUGAGAAAGUGGCUCUCCAGAAAGCGCUGUUGUAUUAUGAAAGCAUUCAUGGACGGCCGGUAACAAAGAAUGAACGUCAGGUGAUGAAGCCGCUAUAUGACCGGUACAGGCUGGUCAAACAGAUCCUGUCCCGAGUCAACACCAUACCCAUCAUUGGUUCCCCCUCCAGCAAGCGGAGAAGCCCUUUGCUGCAGCCAAUUAUCGAGGGCGAAACUGCUUCCUUCUUCAAGGAGAUAAAGGAAGAAGAGGAGGGCUCAGAAGACGAUACCAACACAAAGCCAGACUUCACAGUCACCCUGAAAACUGAUUUCAGUGCACGUUGCUUUCUGGACCAACUUGAAGAUGAUGCUGAUGGGUUUAUAUCCCCAAUGGAUGAUAUAAUGCCAUCAAAGUGCAGCCAGGACACAGGGCUUUCCAAUCUCCAUGCUGCUUCAAUACCUGAACUCUUAGAACACCUUCAGGAAAUGAGAGAAGAAAAGAAAAGAAUUAGAAAGAAACUUCGUGAUUUUGAAGACAACUUUUUCAGACAGAAUGGAAGAAAUGUCCAGAAGGAAGACCGCACUCCUAUGGCUGAAGAAUACAACGAAUACAAGCACAUAAAGGCAAAACUCAGGCUUUUGGAGGUGCUCAUCAGCAAGAGAGACACUGCUUCCAAAUCCAUGUAAGGAGGCAGCCCCAGCCCUGGCAAAGGUGGCCAAGCAGAUGCAGGGUGAAUUACCAGCUGCCUCCACUGGUAAAUAGCAGCUCUGUAGAAACUGGAAGGCAACCUUGGAGCUGGGAUUGGAGAGUACAAGGAAGGCUUUCCUGGACCUGCGAAGCAUGCUGCCCUUCUGCCUCCAUGCCACUGGGUCCAGCCCCUGUUUGCAUUGCCUGCCUGAGAGAGUGCCUAGAUGGGAAAAGGCAACUUGACCUGACUUAGGAAUUUUGUAAUGAGAAAAUCAAGAUUCCUGCAUGCACGCGCGCACACACACACACACAUGCAGACACACACACAACACUGUAGUGAAAGCUUUACUAACACUACCAGUGAUGAAUCACUACAUUUAGACACUUAUCUGCAGAGAAUAUACACUGUUCUUUCCCUGGAGAACUGGGAAACAUGAGACCAUUCUCUGUCUAACUGUGAUCAAAACAAGCUCAGGACUUCGUUUUGUACAGCGAACUUGCCGUGGAGGUUUGUAUUCUCCUUGGACCCAUUAAGUGUGGACCUGCAUUGGAGACCCCUGUUUGCUGCCUUGGCCAUUCUAGUAACCUUUACACACAGAGCUGCGCCUUUCCCACUGGUGUGAAUUUGCUGUUUUUCCUCUUCCGCUCUCAGUAGAUGGAAGCUGCAUCUGCCCAGAAUGCAAUGCAGUCAUUUAUUCGAUGGUGUGUUUAUUCAGGAUGCCCUCAGCUGACAAAAAACUUUGGUCCCUGACUAGAACUGGAUUAUCUGCAACAGACAGAGGGAUUAUAGUAACAGCUGUAUAAUGAUUGAUUUUAAAUCAGGAAACAGGGUGAAGAGCCUGGCAAAUUCUUUCCUUAACAUUGACUGCACUCAUCAGCCUCAGAUGUUUAAAAGACAUUUAACAUCAAACACUAAGCAAGGCCAACCUUUUUAGGGCCCGGUUUCAUUUUGACACUAGCCAAACAUAAACGGUCUUGCUUAAUUCUUAGCCUAAGUGUAGAGGAUCAUGGGAGAGAGGGAGCCUAAAUUCUCAGCCUCCUGAGUACUUACAGAACUUAAGAAAAAAAGCAACCCUGCACUAAAAAUCCCCAAACUGAAGGGCAAAUAAGUCCUCAGAGCUCAGCCCAAGGCAGUAAAAUCUAAAUUACACUAUAUUCAAGAUGAUGCUGAAUAUUCAUAAAGAGAAGAAAGAAUGGUAAAUGGCCAAUUAUGAUAAUUUUUUCAAAGACUGUACUACAAAGCUGUCUAUAUUAGACAUUUUGGGGCGGACCAGGGGAUUUAAGACACCAAAUCAUCUCUUCAGUGUGUUAGCAUUGCUUUGUGAUCUGUUGCUUCUUUUUAACCUUUUGUGUAUACGCUGAAGAAGCUGGGUUCUGGUCCAGCGUGUCCAUUCGGGGUCCCAGCGGAGGUGUCUACACGUGGUAGCCGUGUUUCAGCAGGUCCUGCCUUUUGAAGAUAAUGUUGCAGGAUGAGUGUGGAACAUCAGGGAUGCCCUCCUAUGUAUCUUGAGAGUUACCCUCGUUAAGUGUAUUUUUUUUCUUUUUUCCAAAUAAAAAGAAGAAAAGAGAAAGAAAACCUAAAACUGUACUGACGAGUUGUCAGUUUCAAAAUGGGUUCUUAAGAAACUCUGUGGUCAGGUUGGAUUUACAGCACCAUUUUCCAUUGCUGAAGUGAGGUGGCAGCUUUCCUCUGUUAGUUGAAAAUUGUUUAAGUCUAGGGGAAAAAGAAUGCCUUUAAGUUUGCAUUUGAACAUAAUCAUGUAGAAGCAUGAGCCCUGUGUUGGAAGUGCCCUGGUGUUAAUAAUGCACACGCUUAAAGACGGUACGUAAGCCCACACAUUUAAAUGUACAUGAAAAUAUAGUUUGGUAUUCUUUGCUCUACUGUUUACAUUGCAGAUCGUUAUAAUUUCAAGGAGUUAUAUUAUAAAUAAAAUGAUGCACUUUAGGACGUUUUCUAUUUUUGAAAUCUGAACGUGAAUCACACAUGACCAAAAAUUGUAUUUUUUAAGAAGAGAUACAUGUCUAGUCUUUCCUCUUGAAGUAAUUGUUAU
This is a messenger RNA of Loxodonta africana (African savanna elephant), 10297 nucleotides long. RefSeq names its product family with sequence similarity 13 member A (gene FAM13A). Gene Ontology annotation, biological process: signal transduction. The transcript has 18 exons. NCBI's taxonomy places the organism in Eukaryota, Metazoa, Chordata, Mammalia, Proboscidea, Elephantidae. The coding region runs from base 6152 to 8245 and encodes 697 amino acids. The record is from RefSeq and is a predicted model, not a curated record.